CAAGAGAUCAAGCACCGGUAAGAAAAUCAAAAGUAGACAGCUUACUAGUAAAGUUGUCUGUUGAGUCUAGUUUUAAAAUUUAAAUUAAGUUAGUAUAAAAUCUUUCGAGCUCUCGAUCGGAGGUGUCUUGUCUUAAAAUAAAAAGAAAUCCUAGUCAAAUAUGUCUUACAAGGUAGAAGCAUUACCAGACUCAUUUUGUCUGUUAGGUGAAGGACCUCAUUGGGAUAUCGAAAAACAAAGUUUAUACUUUGUUGAUAUUGAAAAUGCUCAAGUGUUGCGUUAUGACUAUGCAGAGAAUAAAGUAUACAGAUGUCAAAUAGAAAACGAGAAAUUGGCAUCGUAUAUUAUACCAAUUGAAGGAGCAAAUAACAAGUUCUUAGUUGGAAUUGGACGUCGUAUUUCUGUCAUAAAUUGGGAUGGUUUUUCAAAAACAUGCAAAGUAGAAAAAGAUAUUCUAACUGUUGAAGAAGGAGAUCCUAAAUGUACACAAAAUCGCAUCAAUGAUGGAAAAUGUGAUCCUCGUGGACGUCUUUUUUGUGGCACCAUGAAUACUAUAGACAUUUUUAGUAACCGUACUGGAAACUUUUAUAGAAUAGACGAAGGUGGAAAAUAUAAGUUGUUGAAAGAUAAUAUUGGAAUUUCUAAUGGACUGGCAUGGAAUGAAAAAAACAAUAAAUUUUAUUACAUCGAUUCAUUGGAUUUGAAAGUUCGAGAGUAUGAUUAUGAUUUUGAAACUGGUUGUUUAAAAAAUCCAAGAGAUGCAUUUAAUCUUACAAGCCUUCAGGAAGAAGGAAAAAUGGUUGUUCCCGAUGGAAUGACUAUUGAUUCCGAUGGAAAUUUGUAUGUUGCUACGUUUGGUGGAUCUUCUGUUUAUAAAGUCGACCCAAAGAAUGGUCAAAUUUUGCUUCAAAUUAAACUUCCAUGUGAGCAAAUAACUUCUGCUGCAUUUGGUGGACCAAAUUUAGAUAUAUUGUAUGUUACUACAGCUAGGCUUCUAAAUAAACCAGCACCAGGAGGAACAACUUACAAGAUAACUGGCAUUGGGGCUAAAGGUCUUCCAAUGGCAAAGUGUAAACUUCCAUUAUAAAAAUUUUAGUCGCAUGAUUAACAUUUACAUACAUAUAUUUUUUUUGUUCAAAAAUAAAUGUUUAUCAAACAACCGUUCCGUUAUGAAA
This is a messenger RNA of Eupeodes corollae, 1175 nucleotides long. RefSeq names its product regucalcin-like. Gene Ontology annotation, biological process: L-ascorbic acid biosynthetic process. The transcript is spliced from 5 exons. Gene Ontology annotation, molecular function: calcium ion binding; gluconolactonase activity. The coding region runs from base 161 to 1087 and encodes 308 amino acids. The record is from RefSeq and is a predicted model, not a curated record. Lineage: Eukaryota; Metazoa; Arthropoda; Insecta; Diptera; Syrphidae.